AUGUUAUUCAGACGACCCCUGCCGUCAAUUUGCAAGAAAUACUUUGGAUUAACCGUAGAGAUAAAAAAUUACGCCUGCGCGUUCUACUCUACUGGUUCAGAUUUCGUCGAGCUCCCAAAAAAGCUCAAGAGGUCCGAGAGGAAGCCAUGGGUGACCGACAUUAAUGAACUCAAGCGCAGAUCGAGGUUGGAAAGGAGAGAGAAGAUGCUGGCGCAAGAGGCAACGCUUAAGCCUCCGGAAAAUGGGUUGUUGGUUAAGGAAUUAAUCCCAGUUGCCCAUUAUGUUAUGGCUGCGAGAGCUCGGUUGAUGUCUUGCGUAUCGAGGGUUUCGGCAAGCAUCCCGAUUUUCGCUUGCAGCGUUUGUGGAGACGUGCAUGUGGGUAAUCCACCGCACAAGAUCAGAACAUGCAAUGUCGAUGGUAAGAUCAAAGAGCACACAUGGGAGAGAGGUGGGGCCCACCAAGUUUUUCCGAACGUCGAAUCUUUUCAUCUGUAUGAUAGAUUGGGACGAGCCGUGUCCCACAACGAGCGUUUGCAAGUGGACCGUAUUCCGGCCAUUGUUGAGCUCUGCAUACAGGCGGGUGUGGAUAUUCGAGAGUACCCAACAAGAAGGCGUGAUUUCCCAGUUUAUAAGGUGGCGGGUAAAAUGCUCGAUUUUGAGAAAAGGUUUCCGAAGAAUGAUUUGCCACGAAAGGAAGUGAAAGAGAUUGCCUUUUGGGAGAUGGCUAAAUGGUCGAGCGAGGGUCACAAGGAUUUCGAUUUGCCAUAUGAUGAUGAUCUCAAAGGUCAUGCUCAGCUUGGAGUGGAAGCGCUCGAAAAAAUGCGUGUUGGGGUUAACAGACUCAUGCAGAAAUACGCCGUGCAAACGUGCGGUUUUUGUUGUGAGGUGCAAGUGGGGCCCAAGGGGCACCGGGUUAGACAGUGCCAGGCGUUCAAGCACCAGAUGAGAGACGGGCAGCACGCGUGGCAGGAAGCGACAUUCGAGGACCUUGUUCACCCAGUCUACGUGUGGCAUGUCGCGGACAAAAAUAACCCACUACUUGUGCACGAUUUGAAGAGGUAUUACGGAAUGUUGCCUGCUUUGGUUGAGGUAUUCGCGCAGGCUGGUGCUGAAAUUGGUGAAAACUAUCGAGGGUUGAUGAGGGAAGAUGUAGUCGUGCCCACAUUGGAAGAGGCAAAGUUUGUAGUUUGA
Messenger RNA from Striga hermonthica, 1191 nucleotides. NCBI's taxonomy places the organism in Eukaryota, Viridiplantae, Streptophyta, Magnoliopsida, Lamiales, Orobanchaceae. The record is from the annotation of a GenBank genome assembly.